UGUCAGACCAAUCCGAUCAGCAUUCGUGAUUCUUGAGCGUCAAGCGUAUUCAAGAAGCCUCGUCUGAUGACAACACUUUCUUGUUGCACAUUCACUCCGACACAGGUGUGUCACUCUGAGCACCGCUCUCACACUGCCACGCUGACAGGUACGCUGAGUCGCGAUUUUGACCGCGCCCCCGUGUCUUCGCCCGGAAUCUUUGCCUACGCGGUACAGUGCUAUCAUUGCACUCGCACAUCUCGCACAUUCCCACGGCCACGGUCACGGUCAAAUUGCAUUCGAUCAUUCGACUUCCUUCAGCUUCCCGUCCAUCACCACUGCUCUUGCUCGACAGCAAAAAGUCCAGCAGCGUUUGGGGUCGUCGCGGUGAACUCAUGAUGAGCUCGAGCAACGGCGCAUCACCCGCCGCGUCCAGCACCACACUUGCAUCCGCCGCUACAAAUCAAUUGCCAGCCGUGGGACCAAUCGACGGUGACACUGAUUUGACCAACGGUAAUACUUCUAUCACUUCACACCAUCAUCAGCACGCCUCGACGGUGCCGCAGAGCAACCUAGCAACUCCGGUCAUCAUGCAGCAGCGCAAAUCAUCUCCUCUAGCAGCAUCCUCCAUCCAGAAGCUCGGCACAGCAGACAUCUUGGAAAGGAGACCUUCGCCGCUCGUACCUCUUGACGGCGUCUCCGCUUCAAUGCCCGCGGCGCACAGCUCUCACUCCAAGGUGACCGAAGCGGGACGCGAUGCAGCGGCAGGACAGACCGUCACCCUCUCAGCUUCCAACUCCACCUCAAGUCUAGGUGGCACGACGAUGGACUUGGACGACGCUUCCAUCUCUCAAGUCACGCACUCAAGCAGCGCUGCUCCGUCGCCAGCCAAUGCGAGAAGUGGUGGUAGGCGCGGUACUCCGCAAGCGGAAGAGACGAUGGGCUCGGAAGCUCGACGGUCGAGGAGGGUGUUGCCGGCUCGUCUGCUUCGGGUCUCUAGCAUCUUGGCAGGUGGCAGCAAGGAAGACGAGCUUGGAAUUGGAACUCCUACAAAGCUCGAUCAAGGCUUCUUGUUGCCCAACCUGCCGAUCAUUUUGAGCAGCAGCUCCGUCUCGUCGGCCUACGAGCAUCGCUUCUUGAACGCAAGUGGAGAGGAUUUUAGCUUCUUUUCGGAUCCCAAUGUGGCUCGAAGCUGCCGAGCGAGGGAAUUGAUCGAGACGCCAGAGUUCAAACCGUGGGACGAAGGUGCUAUGCUGGGAAAGACGAGAGCCUUGAGAAGCGAGGAAGACAUGUCGGAUGCGGCUUACGAGCGUCGGCAUCGUCGAGGAGACAAGUUGGAGAAGCGCCAAAGGCGUCUGGAAAAAGAGGCGCUGAUACGCGACCGUCAGAAACUCAAGGAGCGCAUCGAUCAGCUCAAAUCGGCCGAUGCCAGACUUCUCAUGCCGAUCCUCCAUGCUAGGGAAAGGCACACCGAAUCGCGCGCUCCAACACCUCCAGGGGAAGGAUCAACCGUCAAGACGUCUGCGAAUGUCGGGCUUUCUGAGGGGUCAUCCUCUGCAGCCGAUACUUCCUCCAAGCUCGAGCACCUUCGUGCUGAGCUUCUAGGCGAAGCAUUGGAGACUCUUGCGCGAUACGAUGCACUGCUGCCGGAGCUCGUAACCACCGCUGCCAGAGCGACUCCGCCAAUUGCACCUACCGCAACACCCAUGGAGAAGCGCAGCAACAAACGACCGGCUACCGAAGAAGCUUCGGCCAGCGCGGCCGAGGACGACGAGAGCACCGACUCACGCUCGGCAGCGGCCACUGCUGCAGCCGUUCAGUACGCCAAGAACAAGGCCAGGACUGCUGCUGCCACAGCUGCUCGACAGAGAAAGGCGAGGGAGAGGCGUGAAGCUGCAGCACGCGAAGCUGCUGGCUUGCCACCUCUUCCCCCUACCGAUGUAGCGAGCAGCUCGACUGCGACAUCUUCAGCUCGAGUCAUCAAGUCGACGCUGAAACGGUUGCCGUCUGCAGCGAGCGCUGCAACAAGGCCAACGAUCAGUCUCUCCCGUCGCAAAAGCGCGCCAGAGACGAGCACAGCUGCAUCAAGAGCGCGCACAUCGCAAGCUCUUGCAAGGUCCGUCUCGGCUGUGCGUCAGAAUCGAGCCAGUCUUCCAAGUCUCAAGAAACCCGCAGUAUAUGCGGUCAAGAAUCACUUUAACAUUCACGCGCGCACAUCUGGUGGUCGAUUCGCUCCAAAGAGCGCCCUCACCGGUGCGGGCAAGGCUGCACCUUUGGCUUCCACACCGAAAAAAGUUGCUGCUGCGUCAAAGCAACUUGUACGCUCGGCGAAGAGCGCGUCGACGGCAUCACCCGAGCCUCCAAAGCGCAGUCCGCGCACCGCGCGACGAGAAGUUCCGAGCACAUCGACGUCAGAGGAGCGAAAGGCGUCUGGCUCGAACAGGGGUAUCAGGGGCGCUAGUGGACGUUUCAUCGAGCCACCUCAUUCCUUGUUGGCUUACCAACAGCGCCAACAAGCAAAUCGCACAGGUCCGUCUUUGUCGGAGCUCGAAGCUGCCAACAAGCGACCGAGAAGAGUCAAGCUGAUUCUGGGUCCCGACAAGCGUGGGCAUGAAGGCGAUGCGGAUGAAGUGUCACGCACGAAGGGAACACGUCGAUCGUUCGCUUCGCGUGCAUCGGGCUCGAAGUUGACCCAAGCUGCUGUUGAAGCUCUUGAUGAAGAUGGCAAUUCGGAUGUGGACGUAGAAGUGGCCCCUGCUUUUGUGCCGGCGGCCUUGACGCUCGAACAGGCUCAAGCGCUCAUGGAAGCUGCGAUGGCCGAAGCCGGGGCAGAUGACGAUGAUGAUGGCGGCGAAAUGCAAAUCGACCUCGCAUCCCUGAUGCCGCCUACUUCUACAACGUCAGCUCCAUCUACUGACAAAACAUCGGAAGCCGUGUCAUCGGCGGUACAAGAGACGGAGGAUAAUCAAAUGCAGGUGGAUGCCAAGAAGGACGAACAAUUGGAUGACGGGCCGAGCAAAGCAGUCGAAGUUCAAUCGAGCGGCGACACCAUCGCAUCAUCUGGUGAGAAUCAGACGCAAAAUGGGCUCCAAUCGGAGGUGGAAGCAUCUGCACCGUCGGAAGAGAUGGCAACAUCCGCUUUGGAAGCAGGUAGUCCAGAUACUCCAAGCGCACGAUACGUCCCAGGUCGCACAGCACAAGCGAGGGCCCGCGCAGCAGCUUCCAUUCCAGCCAGGCGCAACUCAAGUCGAGUGAAAGCUGCGAGCGCUUUUGGCGAAAAGAUUCCCGAGCAGACGAACAAGAGGGAGGAUUUCGAUGUUACGUGGCACGCUCAGACACAGUCGCCUGGCUGGUUGCAGGACAUGGUCGUGGAACGCGCUGAAGCUCAAAUGGGUUCUCGCGAGGACAGCUCGGACAUCGAGUCGAUGCAGCGAUGAGCGUCCUUGCUCGUCAGUCUAGGCGAGCGUCUAAACCAGACGAGGUGUGCUCUUUGUCAAACACUUGUAUGCGAGACUGUGCGCAACGCCACAAAAUGCCAAUUACAUACGAUGCGUCGAGCACGAGCAAGCUUACAAAUUGAUCGGCGUAUGGGCAAUGCAUCCAGUCGAUAAAUUAGACUUGGCACGGGUCAGCUAUUCCUUCGACUCCUUCGCCCUGACAAACGCUGCAGUGCGCCAAUUUUUGCAAUCCCAAGGCGCCGCAUGAAGAGCGCGUUGACCAAGGUCAGGAGGCGCCGCUGCUUGUGGCUGCGACUCGGAAGCGGUCCCUGCUUCUUCGGCAGGGUUGACAACGGGUGCAUCAGCGUUGCUGAAUGAAGCAGCGAGAGCCAAAAGGCGCAUUGAUCGCGCAUAGUUUUCUUCACCACCCUCGGUCGAGUUGACGACCCCAAAU
Molecule: messenger RNA, 3870 nt
Organism: Ceraceosorus guamensis
Lineage: Eukaryota; Fungi; Basidiomycota; Exobasidiomycetes; Ceraceosorales; Ceraceosoraceae
Exons: 3
Coding region: 375-3416 (1013 amino acids)
Source: RefSeq, a predicted model, not a curated record